Molecule: messenger RNA, 628 nt
Organism: Piliocolobus tephrosceles (Ugandan red Colobus)
Lineage: Eukaryota; Metazoa; Chordata; Mammalia; Primates; Cercopithecidae
Gene: ETHE1
Product: ETHE1 persulfide dioxygenase
Exons: 4
Coding region: 95-607 (170 amino acids)
Biological process (GO): glutathione metabolic process; hydrogen sulfide metabolic process
Cellular component (GO): mitochondrion
Molecular function (GO): sulfur dioxygenase activity
Source: RefSeq, a predicted model, not a curated record
CCGCCCCCGCCCCGCCCUUCCCGGGUCAGUGAGGGAGCACCCGGCUCCCGCAGGCGCUCGGCCUCCGCUCAUUCCUGAUCCCGCAGUGGUCGCGAUGGCGGGGGCUGUAUUGAGGGUCGCCCGGCGGCAGCUGAGCCAGCGUGGCGGGUCUGGAGCCCCCAUCCUCCUGCGGCAGAUGUUCGAGCCCGUGAGCUGCACCUACACGUACCUACUGGGUGACAGAGAAUCCCGGGAGGCCGUUCUGAUCGACCCGGUCCUGGAAACAGCACCUCGGGAUGCCCAACUGAUCAAGGAGCUGGGGCUGCGGCUGCUGUAUGCUGUGAAUACCCACUGCCACGCGGACCACAUUACAGGCUCGGGGCUGCUCCGUUCCCUCCUCCCUGGCUGCCAGUCUGUCAUCUCCCGCCUUAGUGGGGCCCAGGCUGACUUGCACAUCGAGGAUGGAGACUCCAUCCGCUUUGGGCGCUUCGCCUUGGAGACCAGGGCCAGCCCUGGCCACACCCCAGGCUGUGUCACCUUCGUCCUGAAUGACCACAGCAUGGCCUUCACUGGAGAUGCCCUGUUGAUCCGUGGGUGUGGGCGGACAGACUUCCAGCAAGGUGACUAGCUCCUUUAUCCAGCCCAAGAU